Molecule: messenger RNA, 4863 nt
Organism: Dreissena polymorpha
Lineage: Eukaryota; Metazoa; Mollusca; Bivalvia; Myida; Dreissenidae
Product: adhesion G protein-coupled receptor L4-like
Exons: 25
Coding region: 587-3817 (1076 amino acids)
Biological process (GO): adenylate cyclase-activating G protein-coupled receptor signaling pathway; cell surface receptor signaling pathway
Cellular component (GO): membrane
Molecular function (GO): G protein-coupled receptor activity
Source: RefSeq, a predicted model, not a curated record
CAUUCAUGAAACGCAUCGCAAAUGAUGCGUGGCAAAGUAAACAAGUGCAUUUAAUAGGAGGUUGAAAUGUCGACAUUUCUGCCGUGAAUAUAUGUAGUUAUUUAAUUAAAGCAAUGUAUGCAAUUUUGGCUGGGCGUAUAUAGAAGUCAUAGCUUUUGAAUAUUGGGAGCAUGGUGAUGUAUUGAAAGUAAAAAAUGAGUGUUCAUUAUCGGAUGAAGUAAUAUUUCGGAUAUAUGAGAGUGAAAACAUAAAAGCUGUAUUGAUAAAUUUUGUUAAAUAUAAACCAAGGAUUAACAUGGGUUGUUACGGUUUCUUCCGAAGUCUAUUUUAAUUUUUUCGGGUUUACUUAAAUGUUUGCAAAGUGACACACAUAUUUAAACUGAUAACGUUUGACCAGCGGUGAAUAAAUUAUAUCAUCUCAUGUUUUCGUUUGUAGCUAAUUUAGAUUUAAAAGCAGGAAAAAGGACAUUUAUUGAUGUAUUUUGGAUGAGACAUAUUUAAGAUGAGGGAUAGAUUCACAUGUGAGUAGGAACAUAAAUUUUCCUCGUGAUAAACUGUUGAAGGCAAUGAAGUUAGUAAAGUGUAAAUGAAAACAAGACACAUAGAGAUGUAUUUAAAAGUAUUCUGGAAUACUGUAUUGGGGAUGAUACUAACCACCCAUGUUGCCUCAUCCGAUGAAGUUAUCCAGUGUGACCCGCCCUGGGAACGCGUCCAUCGCGCAUGUCUGCGCUUCAACGCCACCAACGUCCGGUCUUGGUCGGAAGCUCGCGAAGAAUGCAAGGCCAUCGGGGCAGAACUUCUUGUGAUAAGCGAUAAAUCAGAGUUUGAUGCCUUGCAUCAACCUCUAAAGAGUAAACUCAGUCAGCUGUUAUUGAAAUGGUGGGUGGGGUUAGAGAACUUGGACGACGAAAUAGGAUCCUCCUGGACAUGGGUGGAUGGAUCACCGUACAUCAAGGGACUUCCACAUUGGGCCCCGGGCGAACCCAACGGUGAAAGGCCCACUUCCUCUGCAGAGGACUGUGUCGCACUUGAAUACCAGAUGUUUAUCAGAGUCGAAGCCUGCAAGAAAACCUUACCAUAUAUCUGCGAGCAAAACAGAGUGCCACCAAAGCCGACCACUUAUUCUCCAUCAACGGCCUCGUCAUCUACGUCAACCGCGACUGAUUCCCCGGCGCCAAUCAGCCGUUCCACGAAUAAAGCAACAUCGGCUACGUCGAUAUCUACUUCAACUGUUGUUCCUGCAUCAAAAAGUGAAUCGCCAACACCAACGGCAGUAACUGGAGGGAAGGAUCAUACCAUCACAUCCGGAUACCAGAGGACGACACCUACAACAAAUCCGGGAAAUAAAACAACGGAAUAUCCGGGAAAUAAACCAUCUGACCAUCCGGGAAAUAAGACAACUGAGACUCCACUUAGUAGACCAACGUAUGAUCCAGGGAAUGGAACAACAGAGAAUCCAAGAAGCAAAUUAACACACAAUCCGGGAAAUCAAUCUACAGACAAUCCGGGAAAUAAACCAACGGAUAAUCCGGGAAAUAAACCAACAAACCAACCGGGAAAUAAACCAACAGCUCAUCCGGGAAAUAAUUCCACUGACAAUCCGGGUAAUAAACCAACCAAUAGUACAGAAAGCAAGACACCGGAAACUACAACUGUGAAAUCCAACGGAAAGCCUGAUGACGUCGAGAAAGAAAAAGACCUUUUUCAAGGAUGUUACAGUGUAAACUACGAAGGAACAUGCCCGCCGGUGUCGGCUUUCGGAAUAUCCUGGCCCCGGAGCGAAGCAGGCCUCGAGGUGACAGUGCCGUGCGAAAACGGAAAGGCCACCUGGCGGUGCUCGCGAUCCCCGGUGGUGUGUUGGCGAGGGGAACCUAAUGUCCGCCAGUGUACCAGCGACACCAUCCGGGAACUUACCGCCAAAAUGGACGAAUUCCUGUCGAAUACAGCGAACGCCGACGCCGCGGUGGCGUUCACGGAGACACUGGCGGCGGUGUCGGCGGCCCCGGGCGCCAUGUCGGAGCAGGACCUCUACCAGUCCACAGUUCUUAUGCAGGCAGCGGCGCAGGCACGACCCGGAAACGCAUCUCAGGCUAAAGCUAUAAUCAAGAACGUCUUAAAAUUCGGUAACAAUCUGGUGGCCGAAGACAAGCGGGCGAGUUGGUCAUCGAUGGAAGCAGGAAACCAGCGGACCGUUGCGGCCUCUCUUGUGCGCUCUGUAGAGAACGUUACCAUGGCAAUGUUAGAAGCGUACCGGGAACCGGGCGUGGAGAAAAUCAGGGAGACGAAUAUGGGUGUUGAGCUGCACGUGGUGUCUGUGGACCACUUCCUGCCACCAAGCACCGUACAGUACCAAGGCGGCGAGAACGCAUUCGCCGUUCCGGGAGAAAACUUGGCAGCUUUCACGAAAGAAGGUCUAGCAAAGCUCGUCUUCAUCGAAUACACCAACAUGGAUGAAUUGCUGAAGCCGGAAGUGACGUCAUCGGGAGACCAAUUGGAGAAACGCGUGAUCAGUCACGUAGUGAGCGCCGCCAUCGGAGACAAGCCACCAGGGACACAACUACAGAAGCCAGUCACGUUCACUUUCAAAACGGAAAAUAGAGGCAAUGGUGCAUCACACGAGCAACAAUGUUCGUUUUGGAAUUUCAGUAUUGGGUUCUCAGGGGGCUGGUCACAAAAGGGUUGUGCCCUGGAAAAGUAUAACUCCACCCACACAACAUGCCGCUGUGAUCACAUGACCAACUUCGCCAUCCUCAUGGAUAUACACAGCACUAAGAUAUCAGAUGUUCACGUGAUGACCCUCUCCUACAUCACCUACGUUGGCAUCAUCAUCUCAGUCGUCUGCUGUUUCCUUAGCUGGCUCACCUUCGUCUGCUUAAGUUGUCGCUGUGUUCGUGGAUAUCGGGGGAGUAACGAAGACCGGGGGAACAGCGCGGGAAGCUAUUACGGCGGUUCGGCCGCCUCCCGUUCAGUGCAGAGUGAGAGAAACUCGAUCCACAAGCACCUUGUAUUCACCAUCUUUGUCGCAGAGAUCCUUUUCCUAGCGGGGAUAGAAAGGACAGAGCCGAAGAUCGCGUGUUCCAUCAUCGCUGGGUUCCUGCACUUCUUCUUCCUGUCCGGUUUUUGUUGGAUGUUCGUUGAAGGCAUCCACAUUCUCUUCAUGCUCGUGAAGGUGUUCGACGCCGCCAAGUCCAGGCUGAAAUAUUACUACCUGCUUGGCUAUGGCGUCCCAACUUUGAUUGUUGGAGUCUCCGCUUUGGUGCGCUACGAGGGAUAUGGGACUGCGAGAUACUGCUGGUUGACGACAGAGCGAUGGUUUAUCUGGAGUUUUGCUGGACCUGUGGCGUUCAUAUUGCUAGUCAAUUUGAUGAUUCUCAUCUAUGCCAUGUAUGCAGUGUGCAAGCAUGCAGAGUACGUGUUCACCAAAGACAAAACACCAACUGGAAAUCUCAAAGCCUGGAUUCAGGGGGCGCUUGCUCUGGAGGUGCUUCUAGGCCUAACGUGGGUGUUUGGGUAUUUCUACAUCAGCGAGGCCGCCCUUCCCAUGGUCUAUCUGUUCACCAUAUUCAACAGUCUUCAGGGUCUUUUCAUCUUCGUCUUCCACUGUAUUCUCAAUAAAAAAGUUCGCAAAGAAUAUCAGCGGUUCAUAGAUUUCCCCAGGCGGCCACACUCCAGUGGUACUCACUCAUCCAGAGCUAAUGGUUCCGGGCCCAGUAAUACUUUCCAUUUGGCGGCGCCAGCGCGGAAACACUCUGGACCCGGCUUCAUGGAUAUCUCUAAGUCUGUAGAUAGCAGACGACAAUCGUCAACCGAUGCAUGAGACCGGAACCAAUUUGAUGGCAUUAUGAUUAAUUGCUUAACAUGAACCGGUUAUAUAACGUUACAUAUAUGACAUGGUGACAUGUUGCGAUAAAACGAGGAAUCGGAAUAUAACUUGUUUUGUAGACCAGUGUGAAGAUUUGAGAAUUUACGAUGAUACACGAUGAAGUGAUGAUUAUUAUUUUCUGCAAUCAGUGAAUCGCCAACGUUUAUCUUACAGAAACUCGCGACUGAAAAAACAAAGCCUUACACUUGAAGAAUAAAAUGUGUACCAAUAAUGCAUACUACUAUGUUCUUGAAUGAAUUAUGAAGGGACGAACUAAUUUCGUUUUGACAGUGAUAUGUAUGAAGCACAGAAACAGCUAAAUAGCGACCUGUCAUUACAUGUAAAUUAAGACAGUUUAGAUGCUAGUGACCUGAUCAUUUUUGAACAUGAUUUAAGAAAAUGUUCACUAGGACUCACCGCUUAUAUGUACUACUUGUUAAUACCAGUAAAUACUAUUGACAUAAUUAGUCGCUGAAAAGUAUUAAGUGCUUAUAUUUGUAGCGCAGCAAGUGUCUCUAUCAAUGUAUGCAAUGGUGUAUAGAUGUACAGACCGUCAAUAGGGGUGAACAAGUUGUUUAUUGCCACUACCCCGACCAAGUUUAGUUUCUGAUCACGUACCUUUAACAUAUAAGAUAUCUAACAAGGAAAUUCAAACUUUUUCGGUUAUCUAACAGCCAUAUUAAAUUGUGUGUGUGCGUAUAGAAGAGACAUACGAAUAAGAAAAUUUUGAUUGAUUUACAUAUUUUGUUCUGCCUUUUUGCGAUUGAGUUGAACGUAUGUCUAUCCAAACCGUUAUUUGCUCACUAUUUCCAAUUAUGUAUGCUGAUGUAGUCUUUGUAAAACUGCUUGUUGAUACAUGAACUAUUUAUGUUUUAUGCUCUUUGCAAUUUCAUUAGUAUGUUGUUUUGUACAAAAUUAUUUUACAAUAGUUGCAAUAUAAAUAUGACAUUUGUUCACUGUGCACGUAUCUUGCCCCAUGCCAAAUAAAUCCAUGACACGUU